Daldinia loculata is the source of this 668-nucleotide messenger RNA. RefSeq names its product ribosomal protein S1. Gene Ontology annotation, biological process: translation. The coding region runs from base 126 to 479 and encodes 117 amino acids. Gene Ontology annotation, cellular component: cytosolic small ribosomal subunit; ribosome. Lineage: Eukaryota; Fungi; Ascomycota; Sordariomycetes; Xylariales; Hypoxylaceae. The record is from RefSeq and is a predicted model, not a curated record. Gene Ontology annotation, molecular function: structural constituent of ribosome; RNA binding. The transcript has 2 exons.
UCGCCUUCAUCACUUUGCCGAAACGUCAUACCGUUCGAGUCGUGAGGGCAAUUUCAUAGCGCCAACCGAAGCAAAUAACCAACAUCUUCCCUUUGACGAAGAAAAGAUUAAACCCCAACGCCAAGAUGUCGUACAACAAGCCCGAGAAGGACUACGCCGGCGAGCAGGCCAAGACUCACAAGAUCCGCAUCACCCUCAGCUCCCGCAAGGUGGCCGCGCUCGAGAAGGUAUGCAGCGAGCUCAUCGAGCGUGCCAAGAGCAAGGACCUCCGCGUCAAGGGCCCCGUCCGCCUUCCCACCAAGACCCUCAAGGUUACCACCCGAAAGACUCCUUGUGGUGAGGGUUCCAAGACCUGGGACUGCUACGAGCUGCGCAUCCACAAGCGCCUGAUUGAUCUGAACGCUCCCACCGAGACCGUCAAGCAGAUCAUCGUUAACAUCGAAGCCGGUGUCGAAGUCGAAGUCACCAUUGCUGCUUAAAACAGGAUGCGGAAAUGAGAAAAGGCGAAACGGCGGAUGGGUAUUGGGGAAGGAUUACCUAGACUCAAAGAUACCCGUGUUAUUUCAGCUGCGUUCUAGAGAUCGCCUGCAACUACACAUGCCUGCGGAAACUACGCUGCAGCAGAAUCCAAGCCUAAGCCAAUUUACGAGACCGAUAUUCUAACUGAU